GUAAUAGACACACACAAAACUCAAUUUCCAAACAAGCCAAUUUCCUUUUAGAUUGUCCUUCAAUUUUUUAGAAUCUGUUUAUAAAUGGAACUGAGCACUCCAAAAAAAAAAUWAAUCAAUGUUUGAUUGUUGUGAAUGAACUCGCGAGAACCAGGCGUAAAGGUCGACACAAUGUCAAAAACCUGUAAACACCAGCUACUCUACGCAGGUGGAGACUCAAAUGAUAACUUUACAAGUUCCACGAGGUUAGAUUGGGUUUACAUUACAGCGGACAAUAAGGUUCACUACCAAAACAGCUGCGAGAUCCCCUCCAAGACCCUAAACGGUAUUUUCAGAAUGGAUGCUUUUGGUAAACAAGCCCUGGACUCCCACAACAAAUACCGCUCUAUGCACCAGGCCCCACCUUUAACCUGGUCAUCGGAGCUAGCUAGCGGCGCGCAGGCCUGGGCAAAUCASCUCGCCAAAUCAGGAACCUUUCAGCACGCACCUAGAGAUAAACGCGAAGGGMUUGGAGAGAAUAUUUACAUGAUGAUGGGUAARGCUGAGGUGACGGGAGAUGAUGCCACCGAUAGUUGGUAUUCAGAAGUCAAGAAAUAUGAUUUCAAGAAAAGUGGAUUUCAGAGUGGAAGCGGACAUUUCACUCAGGUAGUUUGGAAAGACAGCAAGGAGUUCGCCAUCGCCAAGGCAGGAAAAGGCAGCAAGGUGUUCGUGGUUGCUCGUUAUCGUCCAGCYGGGAAUUUUCUGUCAGCUUUCAACAACAACGUUUUCCCUAAGCAGUAGCACAAUUGAUAUGCGUAUAUAACUUACAUUAGGGUUGCAAAGUUGCUAACUUUCUUACACGUGUCAAUGUUUGCAUARCGCCGAAAUAAAUUCACUCCGAUAUUCUAAAAGCGCUAAUAUUUCUCAUGAUUUUCAGUCAUUUUUAUUAAAGCAAACGAAACUAACCUACAUCCGUGUUGGGAAAGUCAGUAAAAACACAGUAACAUUAUGAUUAAAUGCAUUAUCAAAUACAGCAGUUUUAUACAAGUCACAUGCAAUUAAAUCCCAUCAACAUAAAUUGAAAGAAGACUAGAUCUUUGUAAGAAUUAGGAAACAUGACAAGCGCCACCAAUGUCCAUAUAAAACCACUAGUAAAAAUAGUGUAAUGAUGUUUAUGUUAGGAAUUAAGAGAGAAAACUACAAGGAAUAAAUAUCCAACUAUGUCCGCUAUC
Exaiptasia diaphana is the source of this 1211-nucleotide messenger RNA. Its product is annotated as Golgi-associated plant pathogenesis-related protein 1. The transcript is spliced from 3 exons. NCBI's taxonomy places the organism in Eukaryota, Metazoa, Cnidaria, Anthozoa, Actiniaria, Aiptasiidae. Gene Ontology annotation, cellular component: extracellular region. The record is from RefSeq and is a predicted model, not a curated record. Bases 136 to 780 code for a protein of 214 amino acids.